Messenger RNA from Branchiostoma belcheri (Belcher's lancelet), 1893 nucleotides. Its product is annotated as collagen alpha-1(I) chain-like. Lineage: Eukaryota; Metazoa; Chordata; Leptocardii; Amphioxiformes; Branchiostomatidae. The transcript is spliced from 4 exons. The coding region runs from base 1 to 1893 and encodes 630 amino acids. The record is from RefSeq and is a predicted model, not a curated record.
AUGUCGGGAGGACAGCAGCAUUCCCGGACUGAUACUGGAGGCACCACGCCCAUGCAGCAGCCCCAGACUGAUUGGAGGUCACUUGCGGACGCAGGUGCGAAUGUACCCAACCCUCUGUACGUCACUAGAGCAGUUAAAGUCUGCAGUCAUUCUGAGAAGAUUGCCAAGCUGAACAGGAUGGAACAGAGAUUGAUUGAGCUGGAACGGUCUGCUGUAACAAGUGGUGGUCCAGAUAAAAAGGAACCCAUUGGGUCAGCUGGACCUCCAGGACCUCCUGGACCUCCGGGAGAAAGGGGGCCCAUAGGGCCAGCUGGUAAUUGUUCUGCUGGACCUCCUGGUGAGAAGGGGGCUUUAGGGUCACCAGGAGAAAAUGGUACCGUGGGACCUCCUGGGCCUCCGGGAGAAAAUGGUACCAUGGGACCUCCUGGACCUCCGGGAGGAAAUGGUACCAUGGGACCUCCUGGACCUCCAGGAGAAAAUGGUACCGUGGGACCUCCUGGACCUCCAGGAGAAAAUGGUACCGUGGGACCUCCUGGACCUCCGGGAGAAAAUGGUACCGUGGGACCUCCUGGACCCCCGGGAGAAAAUGGUACCGUGGGACCUCCUGGACCUCCGGGAGGAAAUGGUACCGUGGGACCUCCUGGACCUCCAGGAGAAAAUGGUACCGUGGGACCUCCUGGACCUCCUGGAGAAAAUGGUACCGUUGGACCUCCGGGAGAAAAUGGUACCGUGGGACCUCCUGGACCUCCGGGAGAAAAUGGUACCGUGGGACCUCCUGGACCCCCGGGAGAAAGUGGUACCGUGGGACCUCCUGGACCUCCGGGAGAAAAUGGUACCCUGGGACCUCCUGGAGAAAAGGGACCCAUAGGACCAGCUGGCCUUGGGACUGCUGGGCCUCCUGGUGAAAAGGGGGCUUUAGGGUCAGCUGGACCUCCAGGAGAAAAGGGUGGCUUGGGACCUCCUGGACUUCGGGGAGAAAAGGGGCCCAUUGGGCCAGCUGGCCAUGGGACUGCCGGACCUCCUGGUGAAAAAGGGGCUUUAGGGUCAGCUGGACCACCAGGAGAAAAGGGUACCUCGGGACCUCCAGGAGAAAGGGGGGCAAUUGGGCCAGCUGGCCAUGGUACUGUGGGACCUCCUGGACCUCCAGGAGAAAGGGGCUCCAUAGGACCAGUUUGUCACGGGUCUGCCGGGCCUCCUGGUGAAAAGGGAUCUUUAGGCAUCAGCUGGUCAGCUGGCCCGCUAGGAGGAAGGGGGCCCAAAUGGCCAGUUUGCUAUGGGCCUGCCGGACCUCUCGGACCUCCUGGUGAAAAGGGAGCCAUGGGGCCACCUGGACCAUCGGGAAGAAACGGAGCCAUGGGGCCUCGUGGACCAACGGGAAGAAACGGAGCCAUAGGGCCACCUGGACCAUCGGGAAGAAACGGAGCCAUGGGGCCACCUGGACUAUCGGGAAGAAACGGAGCCAUAGGGCCUGCCGGACCAUCGGGAAGAAACGGGGCCAUAGGGCCACCUGGACCAUCGGGAAGAAACGGAGCCAUAGGGCCUCGUGGACCAUCGGGAAGAAACGGAGCCAUAGGGCCACCUGGACCAUCGGGAAGAAACGGAGCCAUAGGGCCUCCUGGACCGUCGGGAAGAAACGGAGCCAUAGGGCCUCCUGGACCGUCGGGAGAAAAGGGAGCCAAAGGGCUUGCUGGAAAUAGAGGGUUAAGAGGGCUUCCUGGAUCUAAAGGGAGUAAGGGAAAGAAAGGGUCUAAAGGGAGUAGGGGGGUGAGGGGUCCUCCCGGGAGUGAUGGAAGGCCAGGGGAGAAGGGUCCUCAAGGGCGUGAUGGACGGAAAGGGGAGAUGGGUCCUCCCAGGCCACCUAGCAAGUCAAGAAGGAGACACAGAAAUAAAUAA